AUGCGUUUCCUGACGAUUUGUAUUUCCCUCCUGCUGUGCGGCAUCGCGGUCGCAUGGCCGACGUUCCCGGGAAUUGGAGAUAUAUCAUUGUCGCAAGCUACCGCAGGUGCAGACAGCAUCGCACUAUCGGACGCUGGUACGUCCUCCAAUUGGGCCAAUGUUGACACUGUAUCAGCGGGAGAUACAGUUCAAUCAGUCAGUGAGACUUCAAAAGAUGGACACACCUCCAAAUCCGUAAAAAUUGUAGUACGGAAUGGACCCGAUGGAUCGUCUUCCUCUUCCUCUUCAUCUUCCUCUUCCUCACACUCAUCGUCAGAUGGAGAUGAUAAUAGUGGGAUAUCGUUAGGGAGCGUUACUUCUGGAGCCGCAACCUCUGCAGGAGCUGUCAAUCUAAACGACAUAGCAUUAUCCACUUCGCAUGGAAAGCGAGGUUCGUCAUCUGGUGCCAGUGCUGCUGCUCAAGCUGCUGCUCAGGCCAUCGCAGCAUCCCGAUCAAAAAGUCAUGGAUUAGCAGCAUCUAACGCCGCUGCCGUUGCUGCUGCUAAAGCCCAAUCAGCAUCCAAAUCGGCAAGCAAUUCUGCUUCAGCUGCUAAAGCCGCAGCCCAAGCCGCUUCACAAUCCAGCUCAGUAUCCAAAUCGGUCAGCAGUGCGGUUUCACGUGCUAAGGCCGCCGCCGAAGCCGCUUCUCAAUCCAGCUCAGCAUCCAAAUCG
This is a messenger RNA of Cephus cinctus (wheat stem sawfly), 711 nucleotides long. RefSeq lists its product as uncharacterized. The annotation marks the transcript as partial. NCBI's taxonomy places the organism in Eukaryota, Metazoa, Arthropoda, Insecta, Hymenoptera, Cephidae. The record is from RefSeq and is a predicted model, not a curated record. The transcript is spliced from 2 exons.